UGUGUGUUAGAGUUAGUGAGUGCGUGUGAGUGAAUGAGUGAGUGGGUGAGAGAGAGAGAGAGUGUGUGUGUGUGUCGUGGUGGGGAAUAUCGUUGUUCGGUCGGUUCAGUGAUAGUAAGCGGAGCUCUGUGGAGAAAGGCUGCUGGUUCAGACUGAGGCUCGUUCUACAGCUGUCAAAGGUGAAUGUGAUAUCUGGAGGAGAACAACAUUUGAGAACAUGGCUGUGGCUGAAUGUCCGGAUUAUUUCCUACACCAUCCAAAUUACCAGCAGGACAAUGUAGACCGAACUGCCAAUCACAGACCAGCAGAACUAAUUGGGUCAAGUUUUCAGCAGGCAGCCAAUCGGAACUCUCCAAACCACCAAGAGGAUGACGUGGAUCUGGAGGCGCUGGUGAAUGACAUGAACUCUUCAUUUGAGAGUCUUUACUCCACUUACAGUGUGCACGCUGAGGCUGCCCCCCUACUUCAGAAUGGCCAACCACACCGGUCCAGCGAACACACACACUCUCACAGCCAUACACACAGCCACCCCACCUCCCCGCAUCAGAGACUGCGACGCUCCCAGCCUAUGCAUAUCCUCGCUGUCAGGAGACUACAGGAGGAGGAGCAGCAGUAUCGAACGUCCUCCCUGCCGGCCAUCCCCAACCCCUUUCCUGAACUGUGCAGUCCAGCCGGCUCACCCACGCUCUGUCCCGGCUCUUUACCUCCAAGUCAACCCUCAGGCAAAUAUAUCAUUAAAAUCUUCAGCGAGGACGGCAUGGGCAAAGUGGUGGAGAUCCCAGCCGACAUGACGGCACGAGAUCUGUGCCAGCUCCUUGUGUACAAAAGCCAUUGUGUGGACGACAACAGUUGGGCGCUUGUGGAGCAUCACCCGGUCAUGGGGCUAGAGAGAUGCUUAGAAGACCAUGAACUUGUGGUGCAAGUGCAGGCUUCUAUGACCAGCGAGAGCCGAUUUCUCUUCAGGAAGAACUAUGCCAAAUAUGAAUUCUUUAGAAAUCCUUUGAGCUUCUUCCCAGAGCAAAUGGUGGCCUGGUGUCAGGAAAGCAACAGAACCAUUCCCCCCUCUCAGUUGUUGCAGACGUUUUUAAACUCCAGCAGUUAUCCUGAGGUCCAGGGGUACUUGUAUGUGAAAGAGACAGGCAGGAAAUCAUGGAAGAAGCUGUAUAUGUUUUUGAGACGCUCAGGAUUGUAUUUCUCGACGAAAGGAACGUCAAAGGAACCAAGACAUUUGCAGUUACUCGCCGACCACGAAGACAGCAAUAUCUUUACCGUAAUAUCAGGCAGAAAGCUUCACAAUGCACCAACGGAGUACGAGUUUUGUAUAAAGCCCAACAAGGUACGGACUGAACAGAAGGAGUUGAGAAUGUUGUGUGCGGAAGACGAACAGAGCAGAACAUGCUGGAUGACUGCAUUCAGAUUGUUCAAGUAUGGAAUUCUUCUUUAUCAGAACUACAAAAUCCCACAACCAAGAAAAGCUUUGAUCUCACACUUCUCAACACCAGUGAGGAGUGUAUCAGAGAACUCUCUGGUUGCCAUGGAUUUCUCAGGGAGGAUAGGCAGGGUCAUCGACAAUCCUGUGGAAGCUCAAAGUGCCGCAUUAGAAGAGGGCCAUGCCUGGAGGAAGAGAAGUCAACGCAUGAACACUCUGGGAAGCCCCAGCCCACUACACCCCUCAUCAUUAAGUGGAGUAAUACACGUAACUCAGCUUUGGUUUCACGGACGGAUCACACGGGAAGAAUCGCAUAGGAUAAUCCAUCAGCAAGGUCAAGUGGAUGGAUUGUUUCUCUUGAGGGACAGCCAGAGCAAUCCUAAGGCUUUUGUUCUUACGCUGUGCCACCACCAGAAAAUUAAACACUUUCAGAUUUUACCGUGUGAAGAGGAUGGUCAGAUGUUCUUCAGCCUUGAUGAUGGCACCACCAAAUUCACAGACCUGAUCCAACUGGUGGAGUUCUACCAGCUCAACAGAGGAGUCCUGCCUUGCAAGCUUAAGCACCCCUGCACCAUUGUGGCCUUAUGACCUCUGAACUGGACUUUGGUUGAGAGAAGCCCUGUGCUCUCUGAGAAUCGGACAAUAUUUCAGUGGUUAGUGCUGGGCAGAGCUGCGUAGAGACUGGUUGUCCUCAGACGAGUACACUGCAGGUGUUUUCUGUGCUUUAGAGAAGUCCACAAGUGCAAACAAGGCCAUGGUGAAGCUCACAUUUUGGUUGCCAACAAGCUUUCAUCCACUGGUAAACUUGAGUGCUGUCUGUAGUCGCUAUGGCAUUCCUCUAUCGUGCAGUUAUCAAGAGGUCUUUUUUUUUUUUUUUUCUUUUUUUUUUUUUUUUUUAUAAAGGUGCACUUGUUUGAAGAUCCUGUUUUGAGAUAAUCAAGAGGGCCAUUGUUUUGGAAGAUCUCCAAAAACUGUAGAUGAGUCGUUCUAGUUUGCCAGUUUUGAUUUUGUUUUGUGUUCAUGAACAGGGAACAGCUAAGCUAAAUCCAUGUCAUUUGAAACCCAAGCUCCUCUCUUUGUAAACACCCUUUAUUGCACAGAGCUGGAAUGACAUAUGUGGAUGGCCCUCUGAGGCAAGCACAGUACUGUGAAAGAGGUCUUGAUUUUCCCUUUCCUGCACCCACCUUUCUCUAUUUUUCUUCCUUCUCCAAGUCAAUUUUUUUCUGAACACUUUACCAGUUCCCUUCUGCACUUUUUUCCUUUUUGAUUCCAUGUCAGUACUGAGGUGGUUUGCCUCAACCAAUGCCCCAAAUCUUCAAAUCACCCCUAGUUCCACAAUGAUACGUCAUUUGAAGCGCCUCCUGUCAGUAACAGGAAACACCACCAGCCACUGAAAUCACGGCACAAGUUACUCUACUGAAAUCUACCUUACUGCCACUACCGAUAGAAAGGGCACCCUGAUGGCCAAAUGGAGUUUAAUGGGGGUAAAAACACUAACUAUAUUCCUACAUUACAACAUGCUAACUGCAGGGAGCUCAGACAGCACGUAACAGAAUUCGUCUUUUAUGGGGAAAUAUCUAGACAUAAUUAGAGGAAAAAUCACCUGAACUGCUGCCACUUCUAGAUUUCUCAACAGUUCAUUUGUCUUGCAAGUUCUUCUUUCCGUGUCUUGACAGAUAGUCAGUAGGACAGUGCACUGUGAAGCCCAGCUGUGGAACCUGUCUGGUAUAGUGGGGGUUCUGUUUUCUAUUUUGCCUUGUUCAACAGUAGCAGCAAACAGACAGAUUUGUAACUCUAUUUUUUCAUUUGUAAUGAGUACCUUACGAAAGAGCCAUCUUUUUAGCAUUUUGCCUAUAAUAUAUUAAGCUAGAUAGAGAAGGCCUAGCCACCAUGUCUACAAGCUCACCUGAGUGACCAUUAUUACACAGAUUAAAUGCAAAUGAUGCAAUCAUUUUUAA
Molecule: messenger RNA, 3387 nt
Organism: Astyanax mexicanus (Mexican tetra)
Lineage: Eukaryota; Metazoa; Chordata; Actinopteri; Characiformes; Acestrorhamphidae
Gene: grb10b
Product: growth factor receptor-bound protein 10b
Exons: 17
Coding region: 218-2017 (599 amino acids)
Biological process (GO): insulin receptor signaling pathway; negative regulation of insulin receptor signaling pathway; negative regulation of Wnt signaling pathway
Molecular function (GO): insulin receptor binding
Source: RefSeq, a predicted model, not a curated record